Cicer arietinum (chickpea) is the source of this 2064-nucleotide messenger RNA. RefSeq names its product SUN domain-containing protein 4-like. Gene Ontology annotation, cellular component: membrane; cytoplasm. The record is from RefSeq and is a predicted model, not a curated record. NCBI's taxonomy places the organism in Eukaryota, Viridiplantae, Streptophyta, Magnoliopsida, Fabales, Fabaceae. Gene Ontology annotation, biological process: protein folding in endoplasmic reticulum.
AACAAAGACAAGAAGAAGAAAAAAAAAAAAAAUCAUUUUUGAAUUUAAAAGAGGUCGACAGUAGACAGGACAACCUGGUUUGCUGUUUCCACGCGUUGUGUUUUUCUUCUUUGCUUCUUCUUUCACUCAUCUCAAUGAUUCUCAAUUAGAUAUCAAUUCAUCAUUCAUUUUUCUUCAAUCCCAAAAGGGAAGUUGCAUUGAAUUGGAUUGAUGAACAAUGCAGAGAUCGCGCAAAGCUCUUCAAGAAAGAAGAAGAGCUUUAGAGAUGGCUGCAAGUGGGAGAAACUGUCUUUAUAAAGUUUCUUUGUCUUUGGUUUUUGUUUUGUGGGGAUUUGUUUUUCUCUUCAGCUUAUGGAUCAGUUGUGGCAAUGGAUAUGGAGAUGAUUCUGGAGAAGUUCCAGUUGCAGUAUCAAACCAGCACAAAGAUGAGCGCAUGAAAUGUAAAAACUCCAAAUUGGAUGAUGAAUAUUUGACUGAAGGGGUUGAUGCAUACAUUCCUUCCGAGACUUUCUACUCCGAUGGUGCCAAAACCGAUGCUUUUAUUGGUGACUCAAUUUUCAGUGAAGAAGACAUAGUCAUAGAUGGUUUUGAACAUGGUGAUAGUGAAAAGUACAUUUCACUUAAGGAACAUGAAGUUGAAAGAUUUGAACAUGUUGCUCCAAGUGCUCCCCUGAACUCUCCAACAAAACAUGAAAACGUUGCGCAAAAAUUUGAUCAUUUAUCCGAGGCAGUACCAGUUGGUCUCGAUGAAUUCAAGAGUCGGGUGGUUACUAUGGAAAUUAAAUCGGCUACUAGUUCAUCCGGAAGUGUAAUACAUAGAGUAGAGCCAGGUGGUGUAGAAUACAAUUAUGCUUCAGCAUCAAAGGGUGCAAAAGUGUUAGCUUCUAACAAAGAAGCGAAAGGCGCUUCGAAUAUCUUAACCAGAAACAAAGACAAAUAUCUUCGGAAUCCUUGUUCUUCGGAAGAGAAAUUCGUCGUUAUAGAACUUUCGGAAGAGACAUUAGUAGAUACAAUAGAAUUAGCAAAUUUUGAGCACCAUUCUUCCAACUUAAAAGAUUUUGAAUUGCAUGGUAGUUUGGUCUAUCCGACCGAUGUUUUUUGGGACUUUCUUGGGAACUUUACUGCCUCAAAUGUGAAACAAGCUCAAAGGUUUGUUCUUCAGGAACCGAAAUGGGUUCGAUAUCUAAAACUGAAUCUUCAAAGCCACUAUGGAUCAGAAUUUUAUUGCACACUUAGCAUAGUUGAAGUUUAUGGCGUCGACGCUGUUGAAAGGAUGCUUGAAGAUUUGAUAUAUGCUCAAGUUAAUGGUGAAAAGAAGGUAGCAGUAGCAUCGUCGCAUUCUAACUCGUUCGAGGACAACAACGACAACAAUGAUGUAUGGAAAAUCAAUUCUGACACUACUUCAGAAAUCUCCUCUUCUGCAAACGAAGAAACAGUAAAUACAAAUGUUCAUGAUCCAACCGAAGAAACCCGCCAACAAAUUGGCAGGAUGCCGGGCGAUACAGUUCUCAAGAUUCUGAUGCAGAAAGUUCGUCAACUCGACUUGAACUUGUCGGUUUUGGAGCAGUAUUUGGAGGACUUAAAUUCAAGAUAUGUGAAAAUUUUCAAAGAGUACAACAAAGAGAUAGGAGAAAAUGAUAUAGUUCUACAGAAGAUCAAACAAGACAUUAGAAGUUUUCUGGACAGACAACAUAUUAUAAUGAGAGAUGUUAAUGAUCUUGGUUCUUGGAAGUCACAUUUUUCUGUGCAAUUAGAUCAUAUACAUAAGGACAAUGCUGUUUUGAGGUAUGAGGUUGAAAGGGUAUUGGAAAAUCAAGUAUCUUUAGAAAACAAGGGUAUAACAAUAUUUUGUGUGUGUGUUAUUUUUUCAUUCAUUGCUAUAUUAUGGCUAUCUCUGAAUAUGGUUAUGAGCAUAUAUAGAGUACUAAGUUUUACUACAGAAAAUAAAUCUAGGAAAUUUUGUCAAGGUAGUUCUUCCUGGUUUAUUUUAUUAUUGAGUUGUAACAUUAUUAUUUUCAUAUUAAAUUCAUAAUAAAAAUAUAUUUAGUUUAAGUGAAGAUUUUA